Messenger RNA from Boeremia exigua, 1584 nucleotides. RefSeq lists its product as uncharacterized. Bases 1 to 1584 code for a protein of 527 amino acids. The record is from RefSeq and is a predicted model, not a curated record. The transcript is spliced from 2 exons. Lineage: Eukaryota; Fungi; Ascomycota; Dothideomycetes; Pleosporales; Didymellaceae.
AUGGACGAGAAGACAGAGACGAAUCGAAAACACGAAGCCAAAGGUGAAGAGAGCGAAACGGAAGAGGGACAAGAAAGGGAAGAUGAUGAAAAGCAAAAUCAAGAACAAGACACGAUGGAUCAAACAUUUGCAGGCGCCAGUGAUGGACACCCCAAUGAUCUAGAGCUUACAAUCUGCCCUGGCACCACUCAAACCCACGAGGUUGACGAAGACAUCUUCUUGAAGUCUGGUGUAGACCUUCAGGAGAGCGAAGAUGAGGGUCAACCGCUUCAUUUACGGUUUGUUGCUUUCCAAGAAGAGCAUGGGCGGUUCUUUCAGGAGGUCAAGGCAAUUUGGGAUCACCUGAAAGAAUGGGGAGACGACUUACGUGCUACCAAGAUCCAAUUUCAUGUGAACGGCAACUCUCUUUACGAAUUCCUCGGGCCAGAGUUCUGCGAAGCAGGGGCAGAAUGCUUUAGAGACAGCUCAUCGCUUUGGUUAGCGAAUUUGCCUGCUUUACCAUCAUUACCGUCUGUAAGAGCUCUGCGGGUUCGGGAAACCAUCAACGAGCAGAUGGACUUGUGGCCAGCGAUUGUGUCGAGCCACAUUGCGAACACCUUGCCUGCACUCGAAUUGCUGGACUUCGAUAGUUUUGAUUGGGAACAGAAGUGGCCGUUACUCAGGAAAUACCUUCGUGCUGCUCUCGCUUGUCAAAUAUCGACAUUGCCUGCACCACUUAAGACUAUGCAUCUGAGUCUUGAAUAUGCCACGAUUGAAAACCACGAGGUCCAGCCACAAAACUUCCUCAUCAGAAACACAGACACACUGUCGAGAUCUUUACACUUUUUGUCGACCGGCUUAACGACAUUGACUCUACGUGUCAGCUAUAUCACUGUGUCUCUUUUUUGGGAUAUGAAUACUCCGACCAAUAAUACGUGCAUAUCAAGGUGGCCGAACCUCAAAGUAUUCGAUAUCACUACAGGUUUCGAAAUGGCCACAGGCGAAUACUGGUUUCGCAGCGACGAGGACUAUCCGAGCCUCGAUGGAAACUUUUAUGGCGCACGAGGGAAUUGGGACCCUGAGGAGCAAACCGCCGAAGAUCUACUAUACACGCGUGCGGGUUUGAUGCCAAUGCGAUGCUUCCGAACGCGGCCCAAGCCGAAGCUAUUCGACGAACUCGCACUCAGUGUUUCUCAUGCUGCAGCGCAAAUGCCAAAGCUUGAGUAUUUCGACUUGGAGUUUAACGCAAUGCAUCAGAAGAAGUCUUCCCGCGGUACCUUUAACAAAGAGUUCGAGGAAUAUGAAGGCUGGGGUUUCUACUUCCGAGCGUCAGAUCAAGCAAAGUUUGCUUCGACAUUUGUCAAGCCUUACUGGUUCAAACACAAGCCCGGCAUUGACCUGACGAACAUUGAUCGUGCGCGGACCGAGUGGGUAUUCCAAUGUCCGUACGAGCAGGUGCAAUGGGAGGAACCCGAGGAGGCGAAGUUACUCUGGCAAGAAAGAAGCGCUCACGUUGACUUUGAUGUGGUAACCUUCGACUACAACAACCAGCGGUGGGAGAGGCGGAGGAAUGGAGCGUUGAUACUUAGCUCUCAAAAGGACUGA